Messenger RNA from Rasamsonia emersonii CBS 393.64, 1071 nucleotides. RefSeq lists its product as uncharacterized. Gene Ontology annotation, cellular component: mitochondrion. Bases 1 to 1071 code for a protein of 356 amino acids. The record is from RefSeq and is a predicted model, not a curated record. The transcript is spliced from 2 exons. NCBI's taxonomy places the organism in Eukaryota, Fungi, Ascomycota, Eurotiomycetes, Eurotiales, Trichocomaceae. Gene Ontology annotation, biological process: mRNA processing.
AUGCUCUCAUCAUCCAUCCGCCGCGUCGUACGCGCGUCCGCCGUGUCGUUGCCCAGCGUCACUCCCUCCAGUGUCGGCGCUUCGUCAAACGGCUUGCUAGUUCCUGCAACCCGGACAGCACACCAGCGGCGAUACUCGUCGUCGAAACCCCCAGUGCCUCCGAACGAUGGAUCGAGACCAAUCGACGCAUCCUCCCAGAAUCCCGCGAAGGUGAAUCCGGCCGGGGAAAAGCGUGCCUCAAAGCGGAGAUCCGCAAAGUCGAGUCAGCACACUGCGUUCUUGAAUCUUCCUAGUGUUCCCUCUACGCAACACCUACAACCACAUGACGUGCAUGUCGCUUCAUUCUUUUCUAUCCACCGUCCUAUCUCAGUGACUAAUUCCGUGCCGCCGCCGACCAACGCAGAAACAUUCAACGCCAUUUUCGAUUCGAAAAAGCAGGCCAAGAAGGGGCGAGAAGAUGUGAUAUACACCUUGUCGUCGGCCGUGAACUUGAUGGAAAAUGCCAUCCACCACAGUCAACAGUAUGUCGGUUCGGAUCAGGAUGACCUGCGACAUGCGGUGACUCAAGCGUCCGACAGUAAUGCGGAAGCCGCUAUUAUCCAUCUGGAUAGCCUUCCUGCGGAAGAGCUGCAGGCCUCUAUCGAAGAGUUUGCGAGGCGCCUUCGUCCGUUCAACCCUCCCCCUCCUCCGGAGCCGAUGGACGAGGCCAACGCAUCCGAGGAGGCGAUGCCGAAUGAGCAGCUCGAGAGCCAGCCGACUUCGUCGCAAACCUACUCGACCGUGCUCACCAUCCGCGAGUCCACGCACUCAAAUGGCCGCAAGACAUACGAGGCGCACAUGUCGCCGUUAGUCCGGCGCGAGGACAUGGACGCUCCUGGGGCGGUGGACGCGGACGCCACUGUGGACGAACCUCAGGGAUCCCGCACGACCUACAUUGAGCGCCUACGCCACAACAGGACCAUGCACGCUAUCAGCGUCCGACGGCAACGGAGGCUGAAGAUGAAGAAGCACAAGCGCAAGAAGUGGUUGCGGAAGACCAGGCAUCUGAGACGCAAGCUCGACAAGGCCUGA